Messenger RNA from Hyaloscypha bicolor E, 2054 nucleotides. RefSeq lists its product as uncharacterized. The transcript has 5 exons. Lineage: Eukaryota; Fungi; Ascomycota; Leotiomycetes; Helotiales; Hyaloscyphaceae. The coding region runs from base 1 to 1941 and encodes 646 amino acids. The record is from RefSeq and is a predicted model, not a curated record.
AUGGAACUUCAACAACAAGACGAGAAUGCGGAAGCAGCAUCCUUAGUCAGUAGUUUCAGUCUAAAUGUAGCUGCUCAACACCAAGAUGAUGUUAUCGCAACUGCUCUUUAUGGCCAGGAACUUGCCCAACGACGGCAGAGAGUGAAUCAGGUCCUCGGAGAAAGGCAGUGGAAGGAAUUCUAUGAGAAUACUGGAACUGGGCGAACUCCGGCCGAGACUGAGCUCAUUGUGGAACGCAAUUUGUUGGACCAGGCAUGGAAAGACUUUGUGCCUGAUCCCCUGGACAAGAAAAAUGCUGGCAUAGCGAAGCUCGCACCGUCCAGCAGUAUGGUAUCGAUUAAGGACCUAAUGAGUGUUGUCAUAAGUGUAAGAGAUCAGCAAAAGGGUCCUGGUCGAGCACAUCGAUACCUGAGUAAAUUUCUAGAGACCUUGGACGGUCAUUCGAAGAUGCUAGGUACACUUCCAGACCAAAAUCUUUACGGAUCGAUCUUCUGCGGGGCUCUGAAGACCCUGAUCAGUGCGUCUGCAAAUCACAGAAAGAUACUUGAAGCUCUGUCAAAAGACCUUGUUGAUAUUGGAGAAGUGGUUGAGCUUUGCGUACUGCAAGUCCAACUGUUCUGUACCACAGAAAUGCAGGGACUUAUCCGGAGCCUCUAUGCUUCCAUUUUCAGCUUUUUGCGAAAAGCCUUAGGCUGGUAUGAAGACAAGAGGAGAAACCGACUGCUACACAGCUUCAAUGAGAACUUCUACAACGUGUUUUCUGACUCAAUCGACGAAAUUCGCCGAAUAGGAAGGUUAAUACGCACAAAAGGAAUGAUCGCGAAUCACGCAGAAACUCGAGAUGUGCGUGUAAUGAUCGAAAAGAUGGCGAACGAGCACAAUGAAGUCUCGGCUGAUGCUCAUUACUGGAAACUUCGUCUUCAGAAAAUAGAAGAGAAGUGUGAUAUGCUUCUUAGCUUGGAUUAUAGACGUCAAAUUGGAUCUCACAUGGCAGAUCUUCUGGUCCUUGAAGGCCAACAAAUCGCACCGUUGGCUUUGAUGUUUAAUGCCACCCGGACGGGAAUCCCCAGUGAAUAUAUGCAGUGGAGUCAAACGAGGACUUCCACACGGCUCGAUGAUUCAUCUUUGGCGGGAAGUGUGGGCACAGCUAGAAUCGUCCCCAAACACAUUCGGUCUGAUCAGUCUAUGGGAAUUUACCAAAAGGAUCAAUUGGAAAGGGAUUCUCGCACUCUUGAAGAGUUCAUCUAUCUCCAGCUUGACCCCCUUGAAGUCUGCCAGGGGAGUCAAAUUUUUGCGGAACACCAAGUCGUGCAUGCAAUAAAGGAGUGGAGUACUUCCAUCACCUCCCAAAUACUCUGGAUCUUGGGUCCUCUGGACCGCCACUACCCUUCCAACCUCUCGUCCAUCGCCGCGGCUCUCAUCAAUGCUGCGGAUGAAGCCGCAAUCCCAAUACUGCACCUAUUUCUCGAUUGGCCUUCAGAUGAGCAACUCCCCAUCUUCAACUUGCUCUACUCCCUCAUACGCCAAAUAAUCAGUCUCCUCCCUGAGCAAUUCGUUAGUCCCGUUGACUUCAGUCCCGAAAAAUUUGAGAAACUUAACAGUCAGAUGGAAUCCUGGGAGGCGGGUCUGGCGGUCUUGAGUGGCCUUUUAGACCUUGCUCCUCCGCUUUUACUUAUUAUCAUCGAUGGAAUUGAUCAUUUAGACUACCUUUCGGUUGGGUCACGCGAGGUAGGCAACCUUCUGCGAUUACUCCAGCGACAUGUUUGGGAUGAUGAAGACCAAGAACCAAAGAAGACAUUAAAGAUACUCUUCACAACAGCGGGGAAUUGUGCUGCUUUGAAUUGGCUCGAUGAGCGGAGCUCGGCGAUUAUUCGAAUGACAGAAAGCAAACCUCGGCAGUUGGGCAAAUCCAGAGCGGGAAGAUCUGAGGUCGCUCUGUGAAGAGAUUAAUCCUCAGUGGGAGAGUCGUAGUUUUGGUUUGUUUAGAAAUGCGCGUGGAUGACAUCCUUAGUUUUUAGUAUAUCCUGAAAUCGGCAAGUGAGUUGGAGAAUCCG